Molecule: messenger RNA, 1443 nt
Organism: Arabis nemorensis
Lineage: Eukaryota; Viridiplantae; Streptophyta; Magnoliopsida; Brassicales; Brassicaceae
Source: the annotation of a GenBank genome assembly
AUGGUGAAGAUUUGUUGCAUUGGAGCUGGAUAUGUCGGUGGUCCAACCAUGGCCGUCAUUGCUCUAAAGUGUCCAUCUGUUGAAGUAGCUGUUGUCGAUAUCUCUGUGCCGAGGAUCAACGCUUGGAACAGCGAUCAGCUCCCGAUCUAUGAGCCUGGUCUUGAUGAUGUGGUUAAGCAGUGCCGUGGCAAGAACCUUUUCUUCAGCACCGAUGUUGAGAAACACGUCAGGGAGGCUGACAUUGUCUUUGUCUCUGUCAACACCCCUACCAAGACCCGUGGUCUUGGAGCUGGCAAAGCUGCGGAUUUGACUUACUGGGAGAGCGCUGCUCGUAUGAUCGCUGAUGUUUCGGUUUCCGACAAGAUUGUUGUUGAGAAAUCAACUGUGCCUGUCAAAACCGCAGAGGCAAUCGAGAAGAUUCUUACACAUAACAGCAAAGGAAUCAAAUUCCAGAUUCUUUCCAACCCGGAGUUCCUUGCUGAAGGAACCGCCAUUGAAGACCUUUUCGAGCCUGACCGUGUCCUCAUCGGUGGUCGUGAAACACCUGAAGGAUUUGCAGCUGUCAAAGCCUUGAAAGAUGUUUAUUCCCAAUGGGUCCCUGAAGACAGAAUCAUCACCACCAAUCUCUGGUCCGCCGAGCUCUCCAAGCUUGCAGCUAAUGCCUUCUUAGCCCAGAGGAUCUCGUCAGUCAAUGCAAUGUCCGCUCUCUGUGAAGCAACCGGAGCCAAUGUCUCAGAGGUCUCUUACGCUGUCGGUAAAGACUCUCGGAUCGGUCCCAAAUUCUUGAACUCAAGUGUCGGAUUCGGCGGAUCCUGUUUCCAGAAAGAUAUCCUCAACUUAGUCUACAUCUGUGAAUGCAACGGGUUACCGGAAGUCGCUGAGUACUGGAAACAAGUCAUCAAGAUCAACGACUACCAGAAAACCAGAUUUGUUAACCGCAUUGUCUCGUCUAUGUUCAACACAGUCUCCAACAAAAAGAUUGCGGUUCUUGGUUUUGCCUUCAAGAAAGACACAGGAGACACAAGAGAGACUCCAGCCAUUGAUGUCUGCAAAGGUCUGUUAGGUGACAAAGCACGUAUUAGCAUCUACGACCCACAAGUCACUGAAGACCAGAUCCAAAGAGACUUGACCAUGAACAAAUUCGACUGGGACCAUCCUCUCCACCUCCAGCCCAUGAGUCCCACCACCGUGAAACAAGUCUCAGUCGCUUGGGACGCGUACACUGCAACCAAAGACGCUCACGGUAUCUGCAUUUUAACCGAGUGGGAUGAAUUCAAGAAUCUCGAUUACGAGCGAAUCUUUGAGAAUAUGCAGAAACCCGCGUUUGUUUUCGACGGUAGAAACGUCGUGGACGCAGAUAAACUGAGGAAGAUUGGGUUCAUUGUUUACUCCAUUGGGAAGCCAUUGGACCAGUGGCUCAAGGACAUGCCUGCUCUUGCCUAA